AUGUGGCUGCUGCUGGUGGGCCUGUGCCUGGCCCAGGGGCUGGAAGAUGCCACCCCAGGUGAUGAAGUGUACCACAACCCUGAGAGGCUAAUGAACAUCAGCCAGAAAAUCCUUUUCCACGGCUAUCCCAGCGAGGAGUACGACGUGAUGACCGAGGAUGGCUACUUCCUGAGCCUCAACAGGAUUCCCCACGGCAGGGGGGACACUGGGCUCGCAGGACCCAGGACCCCCGUGCUGCUAGUGCAUGGCUUUUGCCUGGAUGGUGGUGACUGGGUGGACAAUUUCCCUGAGAACAGCCUGGCCUUCAUCCUGGCGGAUGCGGGACACGAUGUCUGGAUCGGGAACAACCGGGGCAGCAGCUGGUCCCGCCGGCACCGCAGCCUGUCCGUGGCCUCCGAGGAGUUCUGGGACUUCAGCUUCCACGAGAUGGCCAUGUACGACCUGCCGGCCAUGGUGGGCUUCAUCCUGAUGCAAACAGAGCAGGAGCAGCUGUUCUACGUCGGCCACGCUCAGGGCAGCUCCCUGGGUUUCAUAGCGUUUUCCAGCUUGCCACAUCUGGCCGAGAAAAUCAAACUCUUCUUUGCCCUGGCUCCUGUGUACACCUUCCGCCAUGUCCGGGGCCCCGUGUUAAAGCUAGCCUUUCUACCAGACCUGCUGCUCAAGGAGACGUUUGGAACCAGAGAGCUGGUUCUGGUGCCGAGGAAGGAGAAGCUGCUCCUGGUUGAGAAGUGCAGCAUGCGUCUGGAGGCUGAAGUGUGUGCCAACAGCAUCUUCCUCGUCGGAGGGUUUGACAGGGAGAACUUGAACGUGAGUCGACUGGAUGUGUAUUUAUCUCAUUUUCCAGACUAUACAUCAGUAAAAACUCUUCUGCACUGGGGACAGACUGCAAAAAGCGCCGAGUUCAAGCAGUUUGACUACGGGCCGAGGAACAUGGAGAAGUACAACCAGCUGAGGCCUCCCUUUUACCGGAUCGAAGCCAUGCGGGUGCCGGUGGCCCUGUGGAGCGGGGGGCACGACUGGGUCACUCCCCAUGAGGAGACCCAGCGCUUGCUGACCCACCUCACCAACGUCGUGCACCACGAGCACUUCCCCGACUGGAACCACUUCGACCACCACUGGGGCCUGAACGCCCCGCAGCGCAUGUACCAGCGGAUGGUGGCCAUGAUGGAGGAGAAUCCAUGA
Molecule: messenger RNA, 1182 nt
Organism: Motacilla alba alba
Lineage: Eukaryota; Metazoa; Chordata; Aves; Passeriformes; Motacillidae
Product: putative lysosomal acid lipase/cholesteryl ester hydrolase
Exons: 9
Coding region: 1-1182 (393 amino acids)
Molecular function (GO): hydrolase activity, acting on ester bonds
Source: RefSeq, a predicted model, not a curated record